UCGCCGCGUAUAAAAGCGGCUGCGCUCACACAAGCGGAGUACCACAACAAGAGAGCACUCACUGCGGCUCAUCAACUAAAACAAAACCGGGGACACACUACGGCAGGAUGUGGGCCACGAGGAACGGGUUCUCCUGGAGACUUUUGUUUUUCUCCUGCGUGUUUCUGGAGAGUUUAUCCCAAGACUUUGUCGGACAGACGCAGUUCAUAUGCACAUCCGUGCCCAAGGACGUGGACAUAUGCGCGGCCACACUACAGAACAGCGUGCCGGGGGAAGACUUGAAGACAACCGUAAUGCAGUUGCGGGAGACCGUGCUGCAGCAGAAGGAGACGAUCAUCAAUCAAAAGGAGACCAUACGGGAGCUGACCUCCAAGUUGGCCCGGUGCGAGAGUCAGAGCGGUGGCGUGGAGCCCGGGGACGCGCGGCCCGGGGGUAGGAGGAAGGAAGGGGGGACCAAAAACACCAUGGGAGACGUUUCCAGGGGCCCCGCAGAGACUUUGACUCAGCUCUCUCAGACUUUACAGUCGCUGAAGCAGAGAUUAGAGAAUCUGGAGCAAUUCAGCAGGAGCAACAACUCGGUGCAGACCAACAGCCUGAAGGAUCUGCUUCAAAGUAAAAUCGACGACCUGGAGAAGCAGGUGUUGUCCCGGGUAAACAGCAUUGAGGAAGGGAAGCCCGGUCUCAGAAAUGAGACUGAGCAGCGUGGGAGAGUGGAGUCCACGCUCACCUCCCUACACCAAAGAAUCACGGAUCUAGAAAAAGGUCAAAGAGAAAACAGGCCCCUGGAUAAAUUUCAGCUCACAUUCCCUCUGAGGACCAACUACAUGUAUGCAAAAGUGAAGAAGAGCUUGCCUGAGAUGUACGCCCUGACCGUGUGCAUGUGGCUGAAGUCCAAUGCAUCACCUGGAGUGGGGACACCUUUCUCCUAUGCAGUCCCGGGUCAGGCCAAUGAGCUGGUCCUCAUAGAGUGGGGAAACAACCCGAUGGAAAUACUGAUUAAUGACAAGGUUGCAAAGCUGCCCUUUCUCAUCAAUGAUGGAAAGUGGCACCAUAUCUGUGUGACCUGGACUACUCGGGAUGGGGUUUGGGAAGCUUACCAGGAUGGUGUCAAAAGAGGGAGUGGAGAGAAUCUGGCCCCAUAUCAUCCAAUCAAACCCCAGGGAUUGUUAAUCCUUGGCCAAGAGCAGGACACGUAUGGUGGGGGAUUCGACGCCACACAGGCUUUUGUUGGAGACCUGGCAAAUUUCCACAUCUGGGAUCGGAAGCUCUCUGUUGGGGAGAUUUACAAUCUGGCAACCUGCAGCAGCAAAGCCCAAGUGGGCAACGUGUUUGCAUGGAUGGAGACGAACCUGGACAUUUACGGCGGCGCCUCGAAGUGGACAUUUGAAGCUUGCCGUCAGCUCAACUGAACUGAACCGCAAAUGAAGAAAACAUUUGCAAAGCCACUUUUGCCACGGCGUUAGUCAGCCAACCUUAAGGAUCAGGAGGAGACAUUUUCAGUGAACAGCUCCUGGAAUUUUUGUCAUAGAUAUUUUGAAAACAUUAUUUGUGGAAGACUUGAUAAGUUUUACCCGAUUCUUGUGUAGGAGGAGAUCACUGAAGGGGUCAACUUUGGCAUCUGGCAGUGCUUUAAUGGUUUCUUGUGGAAAAAUUAAGUGAUGGCACUGAAAGGAAGAGGUCGCUCUGUGAGAGCAAAUAAAUAACGGGCCGGAUUCAAGCGUGCAGCAGGGAGGUCGUGUAGGUUUUAGAAAACUGAUGUCACACAAUUCAAAGAAAACAAAUGAAUUUUUUUUUGUGGUCGGUUCUGUCUUGACUGCCAGGGAUUUGCACUGUGGAAAACAAGCAGGUGAACUUAUUUAACAACUUUUGGAGGCCAUGAAAAAACAAAUUGUUUCUCGAUCACUCUCCUUUCUCUAAAACCACCCGCUUAACGUGAUUCUUGUGCAAAGAAUGACUGAUUUCUUCAAUGCCAACGUAUGAGCCUGAGUGCCUUGGGCUGUUGAAAGGACAUCUCAGCGCAUCCAUUAUCAUUUGCAGUGUUUGUGUUAAUUAUCCUGUAAACUGAUUUUAAACACAGUCUUUGUUGUAAUACUUUAAAAUGCAGUUGGACCAGAUUGUACGCUGUGAAAUGCGAUUCUUUUGCAUUUUUUAAUGGUUGCUCGAACUUGAGUGGGAAUGCUCCUUUGUACAGUAAUAAGCAUGUCUUAACUUCUGCGAUGCUGUGACAUCAUCUCUAAUCUUUGCUUUUACUGUCCUUACCUUUGAGUUGAGCUUUUAUACUGUAUUGUUAUAUGCUUAAAGCAUGGCGACACUGACAGAUGAAAAAAAGUUCUAGUUUUUGUAAUAAAUUGUGAUACUUGAACCAUAGGUAGGUGUAUAUAUAAUUAUUUUUGCACAUGUUGGGGAUUCUGUAUGAGUUGACCAACGGUGAAAAUGUCAAAGCUCUUUUUGGGUCACAGUUGGUGCAAAAUGCUAAACAGAAUAAAGUCGUUAAUGAUGCA
Messenger RNA from Girardinichthys multiradiatus, 2501 nucleotides. Its product is annotated as neuronal pentraxin-1-like. The record is from RefSeq and is a predicted model, not a curated record. The coding region runs from base 108 to 1409 and encodes 433 amino acids. Lineage: Eukaryota; Metazoa; Chordata; Actinopteri; Cyprinodontiformes; Goodeidae. The transcript is spliced from 5 exons.